AUGGAGUCCUCAUCACCACUCAUCUCAAUUCAUCAAAACCCACAUCCAGAAUCACCCCCAAACCCACCUCCCUCCAAGAAAAGCUUCGUCACAUCUCUAAUGGAAACCACUUUUCUUCGCACUCCAUCUUUCAAAGAAGACACUUACUUUGUCUCUCACCUCAAAUCCUCUGAAAGAAAAUCACUCCAAGAACUCAAAGACAAACUCUUGGCUUCUCAAUCUCUCGAUUCCAUGUGGGGCAUUCCUCUCCUUGCUGAUGACAAAGCCGAUGUGAUCCUCCUCAAAUUCCUCCGAGCCAGAGACUUCAAAGUCGAGGACUCACUCCACAUGCUUCUCAGUUGUCUCUCAUGGAGGAGAGACUUUGGAGCAGAGACCAUUCUUGAUGAGGAAUUGGGCUUUGAAGAGCUUGAAGGAACUGUGGCUUACAUGUAUGGAUGUGACAGAGAGGGACACCCAGUUUGUUACAAUGAUUAUGGAGUGUUCAGAGACAAAGACAUGUUUGAGAAGGUGUUUGGGGAUGAUGAGAAGCUUCAGAAGUUCCUUAGGUGGAGAGUUCAAGUGCUUGAGAGAGGGAUUAAGCUCCUUGAUUUCAAGCCUGGUGGGGUUAAUUCAAUCAUUCAGGUCACUGAUCUCAAAGAUAUGCCAAAGAGAGAGCUUAGAGCUGCCUCUAAUCACAUCCUUUCUCUCUUCCAAGAUAAUUACCCUGAAAUGGUUGCCAGAAAGAUAUUUAUCAAUGUGCCAUGGUACUUUAGUAUGUUAUAUUCAAUGUUCAGUCCAUUUCUGACUCAAAGAACUAAGAGCAAGUUUGUGAUCUCUAAGGAAGGGAAUGUUGCAGAGACCCUCUACAAGUUUAUUAGGCCAGAGGACAUUCCAGUUCAAUAUGGAGGCCUGAAUCGACCCAGUGAUCUGCAGAAUGGUCCACCAAAACCAGCAUCUGAGUUCACUGUGAAAGGAGGAGAGAAAGUGAACAUACAGAUUGAGGGCAUUGAGGCUGGUGCAACAAUAACAUGGGACAUUGUGGUGGGAGGAUGGGAUUUGGAGUACAGUGCCGAGUUCGUGCCAAUUGCUGAAGGGAGCUACACCAUUGCUGUUGGGAAGCCAAGGAAGAUUGCUGCCACCGAAGAGGCAAUUCACAACUCAUUCACUGCCAGAGAAGCUGGUAAAAUGGUGCUUAUAGUGGACAAUGCUGCCUCACGGAGAAGGAAAGUUGCUGCCUAUCGGUACGUGGUCCGCAAAUCUACAGCGGUCUAGCUUCAUAAACAACUUGAGAGGUGUUGUGUUUACUAUUUGCUUUGCUUUAAUUAAUUAAUGUUUGUGAACUUUAUAUGUAUCUAUCGAUCUGAUAUAUAGUACAUGUAUAAAUGGUGGUUUAUAUAUUGCUUAAUGCUUAAUAUAGAAGAAAAGCAGUUUAACUUUCCUUAA
Molecule: messenger RNA, 1422 nt
Organism: Camellia sinensis
Lineage: Eukaryota; Viridiplantae; Streptophyta; Magnoliopsida; Ericales; Theaceae
Product: patellin-6
Molecular function (GO): lipid binding
Source: RefSeq, a predicted model, not a curated record